CCUAUCUGGAUCCUGUGGUCCUUAGACAUUCAGUCAAUCAGUCUAGUGGGUAGGUCUAGGUGGUGAGUGGGAUAGUUCCUGUCGUGCACCUGACACCAUGGACGAGUACCCUAUGUACGGCUUAAUCGUGGGGUUCUCCCUGUGGGGGACCCUCUGGCGUCUUCUCUUUCCUCUGGGAUUCUGGAACACGAUGACGUAUAGAGUAGAGAUGAGGGGUGGCGCUAGUACCACUCCCUACACCCCGGAGCAAGAGGAGGAGGAGGAGGCUGCGAGAAUCUUGGCUGAGCACAAGGCCAGAAAGGAGAAGAAGGAGGUGGUGAAGCAGGCCAAGAAGUUGGCCUUGUUGCAGGAGCAAGCCGCAAAGAAAAAGAAGUUGGAAGAAGAGCUGGAAAGGCUGAAGGAGGAGGAAGAGAAGUUGAAAGCAGAGGAAAAAGAAGAAGAAGAAGAGAAAAAGGUGGAAGAAGAAGUGGCCCUCAUUAGAAGAAAGGAGGCGGCGAUGUUAUAUGUCCCCAGGGAAAAACAGGAGGCGGUCAUAAGGGAAUUGGAAGCAGAGGAAGAUCCUCUCAAACGGCAGACGAUAGAGGAGGAGAAAAAGUUGGAAUGGAAGUUGCGUCUGACCAAGGAGAGGAAGAAGAGGAUGGAGGCGGCGAGUAAGGUGGCGAAAGAACUGGAGGAGGUGAAACAGCAAAGGGUACAGAUAGAGGCACAGGCGGAUUUACAAGGAAAGAUGGAGGUGAUGGCGAGGAACAUAGAACGCCUGGUGCAAGCUCUGGAGCAGCAAUACCAAUUUGGGAGGAGUCAGGAUAUAGCCCUGCGAUCAAUACGAUUGGGGUUUAGAGAGUUUGCACGCGAAAUGAUACUGCACGUGGGAUCAGAAGUACAGGCGAGACUAGAGGGUACAAAGCGAUUCUGCACAGGCGCCAUAGAAGGCGCAAAGUUGGCUGCACCAAGAGAGGAAGAAGUUCGUCCCCGUAGGGAGCCUGUUAAGGUGAAGUUCCCUGAUUCCUACUGUGGGAAGGAGGAGGAGAACUUCGAUAACUGGGAGGCAAAUGUAAACUCCUAUGUGCAUCUUCAAACGAUAUCUCCUGACGAACAUGUGCUCAUAGCCUUCCAUGCGCUCAAAGACGAAACAGCGAGCUUCGCUAUAUCGCUUUGUCGCGCUGCUAAGUGCGAUAACGAUAUGGUUGCCUAUUCUACAAUCACCCCUCUCAGUGAGUUUUUCAAAUUAUUGCGCGAAAGGUUUGCAGAUGUCACACGAAGCCUUAGGGCUUCUGACAAACUGCAAACCAUUCAUUUCCGCCAGUGGAGGAGUGCCAUGGCACUCAAGGGUGUCAUGGAUGAGUUGGAUGUCGUUCCUGAGCAUGGGGUCACUGAGACCCAAUUAGUCAACCUAUUCUAUCGUGCCAUACCCAAACCUUUACGAGGGCACUUCUUUGAGAAGAGUAGGGAGUCUACCAUGACUUACGAUACCUUGAGUAGGGAAGUGGUGGCGUAUGAGGCGUAGUCCAUGUCAGUUUCCACUUUCUGACACAAGGACUUAUAUAAGGGCAUGAAGUGGAGAGGCCGUACCAUCUCAGGUCAAG
This is a messenger RNA of Chara braunii, 1583 nucleotides long. The record is from the annotation of a GenBank genome assembly. Lineage: Eukaryota; Viridiplantae; Streptophyta; Charophyceae; Charales; Characeae.